ACGAGGACCCGAUCGUAUAUAAGAUCUUGUCUCAUCGUAGAGCUUCAGUCUUACUUGACUGUUCAAAGAUUAAUAAUCGAUGUAGUAUAAGAUUUGAAACCAGAGAGUAAAAUAGUAAUCACAAAGAAGUAUAGAUAAACGUGUGUUUAUGAUGAGAUCAGUUAAGUGCAAAGUGGUGCCACUAGUGGUACUGUUAGUGAUAAGUGGAUCAUCAGCUAGACCUGGGCUUCUGCUUGGACAUCUAGCUGAAAACGCUGGAAGAUUGUUGGACCCCCUUGGCCUUUUUCAUCGGGAAUCCGGAAGUCAUGCAUCUGCUAAUAGCAAGAAUUUGGGCACGAGUUUCAAUUUAGGUCCCAUAGGAUUUUCUACCAGUUUAUCCAGCUCUCAGGCAUCUGCCAAUUCGAAUGGUGGUUCGGCGUCAGCAUCUGCUAAUUCUAAUGCAGCUGCGAAGACUGGUAAUUACGGUGGAUACGGAAGUGCUAAUUCAAAUGCUGAAGCUUCUGCAAAUGCUGGUGGUCAGGGACACAGCGGUGCCAAUGCUAACUCUCAAGCGCAGUCUUCGGCGUAUGGUGCUGCUGGAGGAUAUGCACAUUCUAAUGCGAAUGCUAAUGCUAACGCAAAUGUCAAUAUUGAAUCACUUUAUGGAAAUAAUUUCGGCUCUUCACUUUAUGGUGAACCUUCAGGAAACGGUGGUUUUCAAUCCAGUGCUAAUGCUAAUGCAAACGCAAAUGCCAAUUCUGGUGCUAAUGCUGGAGUGAUUGGAGGAUCCCAGUAUCCUUCUGCACCUGCACCUGCAAUUCCAAGUGGUGUUUAUGGAGGAUCUCAAUCGAAUGCCAAUGCCAAUGCCAUUGCCAAUGCUAAUUCUGGUGCUAAUGCUGGAGUGAUUGGAGGAUCCCAGUAUCCUUCUGCACCUGCACCUGCAAUUCCAAGUGGUGUUUAUGGAGGAUCUCAAUCGAAUGCCAAUGCCGAAUCUAGUGUAAUAGGAGGAGUAAAUUCUGUUCCUGGUCAAUAUCCAAGUCGUCCAUCCAACGUCCCUGGACCAGUUCAUGGAUCUUAUGGUGAUUUUUAUGGUCACGGAGGUCAUAAACAUUAUGGCCACCAGCAUCCUCAUAAGAUGGCUGUCCCAGUAAUCCUUGUCGAAGGUCCACCACCACGUCCAUCGUAUCCGAUAUAUGCUGAACCUCCUCCCCCACCUCAUCCUAGACCUAUGGUGCAAAGACCAGUUGAAAUUGUUAUUGUUGAACAACCUGUGCCAGUUCAACCUAUUCAAACUGUACAACCCGUUCACAUUCAACCUAUCCAGCCGGUUCACAUUCAGACCGUUCAACAACCUCAAGGCGAUUAUGCUGGUAACAGUGGUUCUUAUGGAUCGUCCAAUGCCAACGCCAACGCAAAUGCAAAUGCAAAUGCUGGUGCAUCGGGAUCUGUUCCAUCCAUUACAGCUCCAGCACCUUCGCAAGGAUCAUACCAUGCAAAUCCUUUUUUGAACGGCGCCUUAUCAUCAGCUAACGCAAACGCAGAUGCUAGUGCAGGAGCUCAAGGAUCUUCUGGAUCUGCUGGAAAUUCUUUCUCAGGUGGAUCUGGAUCUGGAGUUAAUGGCGGAAGUUAUGGUGGAUCAAGUGCAAAUGCAAACGCAAAUGCAAAUGCGAACGCAGGAGCUCAAGGUGGUGUCACUGGUGAUAAUCUUUUCCUAGGAUCAUCCUCAGGAGUUCCCGCAGGACCCAGUGGUAGUGCCCCUGGAAAUCCUUUCUUGCAAGGAUCCGGUUCCCAGGCGACUGCCAACGCUAACGCAGCAGCUCAGUCUACUUCCGGAAGUCAAAAUCCUUUCCUUAGCGGAGCAUCCUCACCAGGAGGAUAUGCAGGAUCACAAGGCGGAAGUGGUUCACAAGCCAGCGCAAAUGCUAACGCUAAUGCCAAUGCUGGGUCUACCGGAAGCGGAGUAUACGGAGGAUCCACAGGAACAAAUUACAACCAAGGCCAAACUUCCACAGUACUUGGAGGACAAAAUCAAAUUCCCGCAUUAAUUCCUGCACCUGUUGCACCUUCAACCGGAAGUUUAUCCCAAGCAAGCUCCAAUGCCGCUGCUACCGCCGGAAGUUCCUCAAAUGGUGCGGGAAACGGAGGUGGAUACGGUUCAUCGAAUUCUCUCGCAUCAUCAUCAGCUAACGCAGGUGCUUCCGGUUCCUCAACAAAUGCCAUUUCCAGUUCGAAAUCAUCAUCCUUCGCCGGAGGUGCACAAUCCUCUGCCAGUAGUUCCAGCAAAGCUUCAGCCGGAUCUUACGGUGGAUUUGCUAAUGCUAAUGCCAAUGCACAAGCUUCUAGUCAAGUCACUUCCGGCGGAUUUGGACCCGCUUUUGCCUCGAAGAGUUCUGCCGGAAGUCAGGCCUCCGCAGAUACCCGCGAUAUGCUCAUCUUCAGCAAUUAAUUUAUGAUAGACUUUAAGAAUUCUUAAUAAUCCAUCCUUAGAUUCUCAGGUAUCCAUUCGGUCGGAUGUCGCUCAUAAUACUCCAGACGUUCACGAUUUGCCUGCAUUUUCUAAAAUAUUCUCUCUCGUGUCAUCUUUCGAAAGAAAAAAAGACAAAAAGAUGGAGGUAAAUAUUGAAAUACAAAAUUAAAGAAUGGGAAUCGUUCGUGCAGUACAUUAAAAUAUUUAUUCAUGGACAUUUUCAUUAGAUGAUACAGACAAAGACGUCCGUGGGAAGCUGUGUGAUUUUUUUUAAUUUAUAUCCAAUUAGUGGUAAUUACUUUUGUAUCGAUCAUUAUCCUACUAGGAAUUUCCGUCUUCUAAUUGACUCCUCUGCCACGAGCAUUUAUUCGUCUCUAAAUGUGGCACAAAUUAUGUAAUAUAUUAUUACGAAUAAGCUCAUGCUACAUCAUCGUUACACUUUAAUAAGAGUUUUAAAUAAAAUAUAAUAUUAUUUUUGA
Messenger RNA from Cephus cinctus (wheat stem sawfly), 2925 nucleotides. RefSeq lists its product as uncharacterized. Bases 149 to 2425 code for a protein of 758 amino acids. The transcript is spliced from 4 exons. The record is from RefSeq and is a predicted model, not a curated record. NCBI's taxonomy places the organism in Eukaryota, Metazoa, Arthropoda, Insecta, Hymenoptera, Cephidae.